This is a messenger RNA of Lasiodiplodia theobromae, 882 nucleotides long. RefSeq names its product Class II aldolase/adducin. The coding region runs from base 1 to 882 and encodes 293 amino acids. The record is from RefSeq and is a predicted model, not a curated record. Gene Ontology annotation, molecular function: actin filament binding. Gene Ontology annotation, cellular component: cytoskeleton. The transcript is spliced from 2 exons. Lineage: Eukaryota; Fungi; Ascomycota; Dothideomycetes; Botryosphaeriales; Botryosphaeriaceae.
AUGGGAUCCAUCACAAACGGCAACGAGGCUGCAUCAGUGGUAGCCAAACAACAUACCGAGGGGAUGGAGCCAACCCCACUCGAAGCCAUGUCGCACGGCCCGCUCGCUCUCGCAGGUAUCCCGACUUUCAGCAGCCUGGAGAAGAAACGCCGAUGGCAACUUGAGCACAUGGCUGGGGCUUUCCGAGUCUUUGCCCGGCACGGCUUCACCGAGGGAAUGUCGGGCCACAUCAGCGUGCGCGACCCCAUUGUCACCAACGCCUUCUGGAUCAACCCGCUGGGCGUGCACUACGCCCUGCUCCGCGCAUCAGAUAUGAUUCUCCUGGAUAUGAAGACGGGGAAGGUCUUGGUUGAGGGCAGCAGCGGCCGGCCUGCCAAUGCAACAGGCUUCCUCAUCCACCGCGCCGUUCAUGAAGCCCGCCCGGAUGUCCACGCCGUAUGCCACACCCACUCACCACACGGCCGUGCGUGGUCGGCAUUCGCUCGUCCGCUGGAGAUGCUCAAUCAGGAUAUUUGCAAUAUUUUCGGCGCUCAAGCAGUCUAUGCCGAGUAUGGCGGCUUGGCACUUGAUGGCAGCGAAGGCGAGCGCAUUGCUCAAGCACUCGGUCCAGCUAAGGCAUGCAUGCUCAUGAACCAUGGCAUGCUGACUGUGGGUGCGACAGUUGACGAGGCUGCCUAUCUCUUCCGCCUGAUGGAGACCAGCUGUCAAGUUCAGCUUCUUGCUGAAGCCGCGGCCGCCAAUGGCCUUUGCAAAAGAAUCAUCUCCGACGAGGAGGCUGCCUACAACUUCAAGAUGACAAGCGAAGCGAAUAAUCUGUACCGUGAGUUCCAGCCGGACUAUGAGCUUGAAUUGCACCUUAGUGGUGGGGAAUUUUGCACUUGA